Molecule: messenger RNA, 3652 nt
Organism: Seriola dumerili (greater amberjack)
Lineage: Eukaryota; Metazoa; Chordata; Actinopteri; Carangiformes; Carangidae
Gene: nemf
Product: nuclear export mediator factor
Exons: 33
Coding region: 108-3335 (1075 amino acids)
Biological process (GO): ribosome-associated ubiquitin-dependent protein catabolic process; rescue of stalled cytosolic ribosome
Cellular component (GO): RQC complex
Molecular function (GO): tRNA binding; ribosomal large subunit binding
Source: RefSeq, a predicted model, not a curated record
CAGCCGUUCCUUACAUGUUUUCACUGCUGAUGUUGCACAAGAAAUGUGAAUGUUUGAAUUUAGUGUUUACCUGAAUUUUUGUAUUUGCAGCCAGCUUUUAAGUCACCAUGAAGACAAGAUUCGCCACUGUGGAUAUCAGGGCAGUUAUUGCCGAGAUCGAUGCCAACUACAUUGGCAUGAGAGUAAACAACGUGUAUGACAUCGACAAUAAGACGUAUCUCAUCCGGCUGCAAAAGCCUGACAGCAAAGCUGUUCUCCUCAUUGAGUCCGGGACUCGUAUUCACUCUACAGACUUCGAAUGGCCAAAGAACAUGAUGCCUUCGGGCUUUGCAAUGAAAUGUCGAAAACACCUGAAGACACGGCGACUGACCCAGGUUAAGCAGCUCGGAAUUGAUAGGAUUGUGGACAUCCAGUUUGGUUCAGAUGAGGCUGCCUACCACUUGAUUAUUGAACUAUAUGACAGGGGAAACAUCAUACUUGCAGACCAUGAGUACACCAUCCUGAAUCUGCUGCGGUUUCGCACAGCAGAGGUAGAAGAUGUUAAGAUUGCUGUGAGAGAGCGGUACCCUGUGGAGAGCGCCAGACCCCCUGAACCUCUCAUCAGUCUAGAGCGACUCACUGAAAUUAUCAGCAAAGCUCCAAAUGGAGAGCAAGUGAAAAGGGUCUUGAAUCCCCACCUUCCUUAUGGAGCCACUCUGAUAGAACACAGUUUGAUAGAAGCAGGGCUGCUGGGCUCUGCCAAAGUUGACAGCCAAGUUGAUGCUGCCCAAGUCGCACCUAAAAUCCUGGAGGCCAUGCAAAUUGCAGAAACAUACAUGGAAAAAACAGAGAACUUCAGUGGCAAAGGUUACAUCAUUCAAAAGAGUGAGAAGAAACCAAGCUUAACUCCUGGCAAACCGAGUGAAGAACUGCUCACAUAUGAUGAAUUCCAUCCAUUCCUCUUCGCCCAGCAUGCAAAGAGUCCCUAUUUGGAGUUUGAUACUUUUGACAAGGCAGUGGAUGAGUUCUUUUCUAAGAUGGAAAGCCAGAAGAUCGACAUGAAAGCCUUGCAGCAGGAGAAACAGGCUCUGAAGAAGUUGGAAAAUGUGAAGAAGGACCAUGAGCAGAGGCUGGAGGCCUUGCACCAAGCACAGGAGGUGGACAGAAUAAAAGGUGAACUAGUGGAGAUGAACCUGCCUGUGGUGGAGAGGGCAUUGCAGGUGGUGCGCAGUGCACUGGCCAAUCAGGUGGACUGGACUGAGAUUGGCAUUAUCGUCAAAGACGCGCAGGCAGCUGGAGACCCUGUGGCCUGCGCCAUCAAAGAGCUGAAGCUGCAGACUAACCACAUCACCAUGCUUUUAAAGAAUCCAUAUAUUUCUGAGGAAGACCAUGAAGAGGAAGAGAAAGAAGAUGUGGUCGAGGAGAAAGGGAAGAAAAAUAAAAAUAAAGACAAAGGACAGAGCAAGAAGCUGCAAAGAAACAAGCCCAUGUUGGUGGAUGUAGAUCUUGGCCUGUCCGCUUAUGCCAAUGCCAAAAAGUACUAUGACUUCAAACGCAGUGCUGAAAAGAAGGAACAGAAAACCAUUGAAGCAGCAGAUAAGGCCAUGAAAUCUGCAGAGAAAAAAACACAGCAAACACUGAAGGACGUCCAGACAGUGACCACUAUUCAGAAGGCCAGGAAAGUCUACUGGUUUGAGAAGUUCCUCUGGUUCAUCAGCUCAGAGAAUUAUCUCAUCAUUGCAGGAAGGGACCAGCAGCAGAACGAGAUGAUCGUCAAAAGAUACCUCCGGGCGGGUGAUAUCUAUGUUCAUGCUGACCUUCACGGAGCGACUAGUUGUGUCAUCAAAAACCCCUCAGGUGAUCCCAUCCCUCCUCGUACCUUAACAGAGGCCGGCACUAUGUCUGUGUGCUACAGUGCUGCUUGGGACGCCAAGAUCAUCACCAGUGCUUGGUGGGUCCAUCACCAUCAGGUGUCUAAGACAGCUCCCACUGGAGAGUACCUGACCACUGGAAGUUUCAUGAUCAGAGGAAAGAAAAAUUUUCUGCCACCUUCCUACUUGAUUAUGGGCUUUGGAUUCCUCUUCAAGGUAGAUGAACAGAGCGUGUUUCGGCACAAAGGGGAACGAAAAGUGAAGACCGUAGAGGAAGACAUGGAGGAGGUCACAUCCAAAACUGCUGAGCUGUUAGAGGAGGGAGAGGAGCUGAUAGGUGACGACAGCAGUAACGAAGAUCAGAACGAGGAAAGAACAGAAGGAGAUGGACAGAACAAGGAGAUGAAAAAGGAGAUAAAAAAGGAAAACAAAGGGGAGGGGGAUGAUGGCGCAAGCCGAGGAAUGCUGUCAGAGCAGAGCAACAUGGAGGCCGAGGCAGAGGAAGGUGGAGAGGACAGCGGGAUGGAAAAGGACUCGGAGAAUGGAGAGAGUGAAGAAUUCAGCUUUCCAGAUACGACCAUCUCCCUCAGUCAUUUACAGCCCAGCAGAAGUAUUCAGAACCCUGGCUUCAAAAAGGAAACAGCAUCUCAGGCUGAGGUAGACUCACAGGGGAAAAAACACAUGACCGCCAAACAGAGAAGAGAGGAGAAGAAGAAGAAGCAGAAACACGAGGGUUUUGACAUUGAGGAGAAGACUGACAUUUCAUCCAGCGGACCAGCAGCCGAUCAGGGGUCCAAAAGUGGAGGAGGCCCCUCCCAGCAGCCACUGAAGAGAGGUCAAAGGAACAAACUGAAGAAGAUCAAAGAGAAGUACAAAGAUCAGGAUGAAGAGGACAGGGAGCUGAUGAUGCAGCUGCUAGGGUCAGCUGGUCACACGAAGGAUGAGAAGGAUAAGGGGAAGAAAGGAAAGAAAGGCAAAGGUAAAGAUGAACCCGUCAGGAAACCACCCUCCCAGAAACCACCUCAGAAACCCCGUAAUAUGGAAACUGCAGCAAAGAAACCAGAGCGAACAGGAGGAGAGGAGGGUGAGGAGGACAGGCAGCCUGGAGAGGAAGGAGGCGCUGCUGAACCGGAGGACAAGGAGGAUGAUGUGGACCAGGACAACCCUGGAGCAGAGGAAGCAGAGAAUCUGCUCACCUCUUUGACAGGCCAGCCUCAUCCUGAGGAUGUGCUGUUGUUUGCUGUGCCAGUCUGUGCGCCAUACACUGCCCUUUCCAACUACAAACACAAGGUGAAACUGACACCAGGUUCUCAGAAGAAAGGAAAAGCUGCACGCACGGCUGUUUUCAGCUUUAUGAAAGCCAAAGAGGCCUCAACCAGAGAAAAAGACCUGUUCCGCAGUGUCAAGGAUACUGACCUAUCCAGAAACAUGCCAGGGAAAGUUAAAGUGUCUGCUCCAAACCUGCUGGCUGCUAAGAAGAAAUAAGAGACAGGAAGAUGAGGUCUGAUGACACAGGAGUGAACGAGUGCCAAGACCGGCCCACAGGACACUGCUGGGGAACGCUCCUACAGGAAGGCAGGGACAGCCAGACGGGAAUAUUUGAGUGAGAAAAAGACAAUUGAGAAAAUUCUUGAAGAUAGAAGAAACAUGUUCAUAUAGAAAAGUGGAAAGAAGAUUGAAUACUUUUGGCACACAGUUGAGGAUAACACGGCCGAUGCUUGGCCUGCAGACGUGCCAUGAUCAACUUCGUUUUUAACUAUCAUUCUCACAGAGUAUUAGCCAAAUUAUUCAAGUUUAUAACA